Ostrinia nubilalis (European corn borer) is the source of this 1534-nucleotide messenger RNA. RefSeq lists its product as uncharacterized. Lineage: Eukaryota; Metazoa; Arthropoda; Insecta; Lepidoptera; Crambidae. The transcript has 4 exons. The coding region runs from base 292 to 1533 and encodes 413 amino acids. The record is from RefSeq and is a predicted model, not a curated record.
AAAAAAUAACGAAGUGUUCUAACACAUUUUAAUUAAGUAAUAUUUGAAAUGAUGUUACAAUUUUUUUUUUUUUUUUUUAUGUGAUAGGAGGCAAACGAUUAUCACCUGAUUACAAAUUUUGAUUUCAUAAUGGAUGAACAAAUUCUAUAGGUAUCCCGUUCAAAUAUGACUUUAUUAAAUAUGCAAAUGAAGUAAGUGCCUAGAUAACUUCACUUGAUUUCCCCACGGCAUAAUAAUUUUCGAAUUCUUGAUUUAUCAAACAAAUCACGUAAUCGAAUAGGUAUUCUAUUAAUGAAAACAACCAUUGUUGGUUUUACCGUUGGCUUUAAACGUGGUGUCAUUAUGAGUUUUAAAACAGUCGACGCACUUUCAGCGGAUAUCCUAGAUGAAAACUUCUUAAAAGUUUUUGAACCCUUACACUUUGUGCAAAAAAUAUUGGGCUUUCAUCGGGUGAAGAUAGCGUACAGAUUUGUAACAGAAUCGUCAAUCAACUAUAAAUUCUACAGCUGUAUUUUGUGGACCAUUCACUCGAUUAGCCUCAUUGUUAAUCUUAACUGUUCAUCUAUAUUAGGUUCAGCCAAAAUAGAUGUAUUGCUGAGACUUAGUCUGGCAAUAAAUGGGGUCUUCAAUACCUUUAUAGCCUGGCAAAAUAACUUCUGCGAUGAAGAGUUAAACAGCAAACUGUAUGUGAAACUGCAAAAAAUUGAUCGCGAAUUAAAAAUGAGUAACGCAGUACUUUUCAACAAGAGGCUUACUGUACUGAGUUACCUAGUAACUUUUGCAGGUACACUUGCUUGUUUUACCUGGACAAUAACUUGCAGCAUUGUAGUGGCUCAACAAAUUUGCUACUCAACUUUGCUCAUCAUGGCCAUGUCAAUAGCAAAUUGUUACGAAAUAUUUUUACUAUGGAUUAUAUUAUUGUUUCUGAUCAUUCGUGUAACACAUGUAAAUAAUAUUUUACGUGCUAAAUUAUCACUGUACACAUCAGACACACCGACGGAAUAUAACAAAAAAGAUUUGUGGACUGUCAAUUCCUAUGAGAAGUCCGAAAAUAGCAAAUACCAAGAAUUGGUUUACAGUGUUUAUAGCAUUUUGGACACGCUGGCCGAUGUCACCAAACUUUUUAGAUUCCCAGUUUUCGCAUUCACGACCCAGGUGUUGCUUUGUAAUUUGGCUCUAGUUCAAUGCUAUAUAGACUCUGUCAAAGAAAAGGUAGAGAUUCGUGGCUAUUUAUGGGCUUCAACGAUACCAGUACAAGUGUGUUUGGGUACGAUCGUUCUAGUAAUUUCAAUCACCGCUGGAUAUCUAACUUCGAGCCUCGAAAGGACAAGGAAGCUUAGUUUGAACAUAAAGUCGCUGUUAAACAAUAGUCCUGUGAGAGAAAAGGUGAGGAACAUGCUUAAGACAAUAGAGAGCAGCCCUCCCCGGUUCUCUGUGUAUGGCAUGUGGAAUAUCGAGGGGAUGUUCCUCCUUCGCCUGUUUAGUAUUGUCACAGCUAUGAUCGUUACGGAACUGCAAUUGUUGCUUUUGUAAU